CCCCUUGAACGAUUGCUUGCUUUCUGUACAAACGACUUUCAACAAAGACUCGAGAAUUUGCGUUUAAUCGACUCAUCACCUUUUCCUAUUGUCGCGGACAUUUUCCUGUUCAAUACACACACAAGUAACAGCUACUACAUUCGACCAUGUUCAACCCAACAACCCUCAUCGCCGCACUCAGUCUGGCCGCCCUAGCCACCGCGCUCCCCCACGACCACUACGAGGCACACACAACAUCAAGUACGUUACCAUCACACCAUAAAAAUCCACAACCCAACAAAUCAAUGAAAGAAAUCCAACUAACCCCUUCUCCAGCAUUCGUAUACACAGGCCCCAUGUUCAACCCAACUGAGGCCCUAAACUACGGCCCCGUCAACAGCUCCUACUACCAAAACCUCACCACAUCUACAUCGUCGUCAGUGCGAUCGUCGACCACAUCUUCGCACUUCACGAUCCCUGCUAGCGAGACAAGGGGGUCUGUGAGGUCGACGGCGACGGAGACGCCAAGUGAGACCACAAGGGAGAGCGCAACGCCGACCGAGACUGUGCUUGAGGUUACGGGUACGGGGGCGGCGAGUGGUGCGAGGUAUUCGGGCUAUGUUGGUGCAGUUGCGGGUGUGGUGGCCGCUGGGUUUGCGAUGAUUUAGGGAGGGAGAUGUGAUGAUAUGCUGAGAGGAAGAGAG
Aaosphaeria arxii CBS 175.79 is the source of this 683-nucleotide messenger RNA. RefSeq lists its product as uncharacterized. The transcript has a single exon. The record is from RefSeq and is a predicted model, not a curated record. Bases 147 to 647 code for a protein of 166 amino acids. NCBI's taxonomy places the organism in Eukaryota, Fungi, Ascomycota, Dothideomycetes, Pleosporales.